AUGGGGAUAUGUACAUCAAAAAAAAAAGUGGAUGAGAACAUUUAAAUAGUACCCUACAAGGUUUGCAUAACUGCAUUCAUUUGGAAUAAAGAAAGUCAUAAUUUAUUCGAUUUUGAGAGCAAUUUGGCUGCUAAAAAGGAAAUAGAAUUAGAUUUUUCAGGUAAGUGUUAUUCAAAAUAAUUAGCAACUCUUUCAAUGGUGGACAACUAAAUUAUCGCAUUGACAGAUAAUGAAUAUGUAAAUAAAUAAAUUCAAUUGCUCAGAGUUGAUUGCGAAUAAAAUUAUAUGAUGUUGUCUGGGAUGAGUCAAAAAUCAGAUCAAAGAGUAUGGGCUAUAUUAUGCAAUAGACCUGAUUUUGAAUCAUUGAAUGAAUGGGAACUCCAAAAGGGAGAUAUGAUCAAAUUAGGAAGAAUGAAAUUGCAGCUGCUGGAAAUCAAUUAUGAUAUUGAUGCUCUACAACAAUCAAAAGAAUAAGCAGAAGAGGAUGAUGAAUAAUAAUCCAAAGAUUUAGAACUUGAAGCAAGCCAAUGCAGAAUAUGUUUCAGUAAGAGUGGUUCCUUCUCUAAUCCUCUCUUUAGUCCUUGCAAAUGUACCGGCUCAAUGAAAUAUGUCCAUCUUAAUUGUCUAUAAAUUUGGAUUCAGUAAUCAAUUAAAAUUAAAAAUCAGCAUUCGUCAAUACAAUACAUUUGGAAGAAAAUGGAAUGCGAAAUUUGUAAGAUGCAGCUUUAAAGCACUUACACAUACUAGGGUCAAAUAUUUUGCAUUAUGUAAAUACAAAAACCCGUUGUUCCAUAUAUUGUCUGGAAAAUAACAUCAGAUGGUAGAUCUAAAGAAGGCACUAUUCAAGUCAUGGAAUUGCUUGAUAAAUAAGAAAUAAAAAUUGGUAGAGUACCUGAUUGUGAUAUCAAAUUGAAAGAUAUUUCUGUUUCGAGAAGUCACGCUAUCAUUAAAGUUAUUAAGUCAGAGGAUAAUAGAUAUAAAUUACUUGUGUAGGAUAAUAAUUCCAAAUUUGGAACUUUAUUACAUGCAUAAUCAGAGAGAUUACUUAGAUAUGAAUUAUAAUACCCAUAAAAAGUUCUCUAUCAAAUUGGCAGAGUUCUUCUUUAUGUUUAAUUAAAAGAAAAAGGCAAAUCUUAUAAUAAAUAGUACUCCUCAUCUAUAUCUUAGAUUUACUUGUUAUAGGCAUCCCAACUAAAUUCUAGUUUUACCCAAAAAAAACAUUAAUGA
Molecule: messenger RNA, 1227 nt
Organism: Paramecium tetraurelia
Lineage: Eukaryota; Ciliophora; Oligohymenophorea; Peniculida; Parameciidae
Exons: 5
Molecular function (GO): protein binding; zinc ion binding
Source: RefSeq, a predicted model, not a curated record